Thunnus maccoyii (southern bluefin tuna) is the source of this 5654-nucleotide messenger RNA. RefSeq names its product TBC1 domain family, member 32 (gene tbc1d32). The transcript has 34 exons. The record is from RefSeq and is a predicted model, not a curated record. The coding region runs from base 706 to 4617 and encodes 1303 amino acids. Gene Ontology annotation, biological process: non-motile cilium assembly. Lineage: Eukaryota; Metazoa; Chordata; Actinopteri; Scombriformes; Scombridae.
UUUCCUCUUUUUGUCCCUCAAACCUGCCCGCAUGUUACUGCUGGAACAGCUUUAAAACGAAGUGUGGAGACACUGUAGAUCUGACUAUAGGAGACUAAUAUGUUGCUGUUUUGAGUUUGUUUUCAAUAAAGUUGAGGGAAAAAACAAACUAAAAAAAGGACCUGAUGAUGAGUAAAUAGCGUGCAUGCUACCUGACACACUGGAAACACUGAAUUAUGAAACAUGCUGACGGUUUUUUAUUCUUGAAGUUGUAAAUGAACUAAAACAUGCUGGAAUAUUCUGUUCAAAGACACAUCAUCAGAUGACAGUUUGACACGGUUUUUAGUUUAUGGUUUAAUCGAUCAACAGAAUAUUAAUCAGCGACUAUUUUGAUGAGCAAAUAAUUGUUUUAGUAUGUUUUUAAUAAAGGAAAGGUGACAUAAAGUUGUUGUUAAUAAAAAGACCUAAAUCAAAACAAUAUAUAUUUACUGUGUGUCCUAACUAUGCUUUAAGGAAGUGCUCCUUCUAUUUAAAUAAAAGCUCUAAAUAUUUCCUCCACACUGAUUAUAUUCAGUCAAUAUAUAGUACAGUGUUGUUCAGGUUUUUACACUGUAUGUAUUUUACGUGUGAAGCUGAAAUGUCCGACGGCGUCUGAAGGCAGCAGUGAGUUUCUACAUCCCACAAUGCACCGCGCUUAGUGAACGUUUCCAUAGAGACGCAGCUGCGAUGUCUCAGCUGACGGCUGAAGACGAGCUGGAGUUACAGUCUCUGCUCAAGCAGCUUCUGAGAAGCGUCAGCGACAGGAUCUCUGGAGCUCCGUCCACCGAAUGUGCUGAAGAGAUUCUUCUUCACCUGGAGGAGACUGACAAGAACUUCCACAAUUAUGAGUUUGUAAAGUACCUCCGUCACUAUGUGGAGAAUUCACUGGGAACUGUGGUGGAAGAGGAGACGAAGAACUUGACCAGAGGAGAUGGACAACAUGCGAUCGGUUCAGGUCACGACACCCUGAUCCACGCCGUGACCCGCAGGACCAGAGAGUCGGCUGAGUACCAGCAGAUGAUGCACACUCUGAAAAACAGCAUGAUCAUGGUGGUGGAGUCUCUGAUCAAUAAAUUUGAGGAGGACCAGCUGAGGAAGGAGGAGAUGCACCGAGAGAAGCAGCACAGUCAGUCCAACAGUCAGUACACAGACAACUGCUCUGACAGCGACUCCUCCUUCAACCAGAGUUACGCGUUCAUCAGACAAGAGCAGCUGCAAGCUUUGGCUGAAAAACUUGACUCCAGCAGACCCAAAGAGGUGCGUUGGGAGGCCCUGCAGGUGCUCUGCUGCGCUCCUCCGUCUGACGUGCUGAGCUGUGAGAGCUGGAGCGGCCUGCGCAGGAACCUCUGUGCAGCUCUGACCGAACCCGACCUCAGCGACAACGUGCUUCAGUUCUUUGCUAAAAGCUUCUCGUCUUCUCCGCUGAACGUGACCCGAGAGAUCUACACCAGCCUGGCUAAAAGUGUGGAGUCGACUUUUCUGUCUCACAAGCUGAACUUUCCGAGCGGCUCAGCCGUCGUCGACAUCAACAGACCUGAGAUCAGCCGACCGCUCAAACAGAUUCGAUUGAUGAACGACUUUCAGAAGGAGGUGACGACCUUUUGGAUCCGACAUCCGGAGAAGUACAUGGAGGAAGUUAUAGAGAGCACUUUCUCCCUUCUGUCCUUCCAUCAUGAACUUGGUUCAGCUUCACCUCGGACAGAGAAGAUCUUGGAACCUGUUCACUUAUUGGCCUUACUGGAUAUUAAAGCCACCUGGUUCAAAAAAUGGAUGCACGGCUUCUACAGUCGGACUGUGGUUCUCAGACUCCUGGAGAGAAAAUACAAGUCUCUGAUCGUAGCAGCUCUCCAGCAGUGUAUCCAUUACAGUGAAUCCUGUGAACGUUUCACAAACGAGUCAUCUGAUCCUCAGUCGGCGGAGCAGCAGCAGAACGCUGGCUCCGUCCAGCGGAGCGUCUAUACAGGAAAGGAGCUCGAAUACGUCUUCUUCGUCCACUCGCUUUGUGUUUUGGGGAAACUCCUCAUCUACACUAACGGGAGAAAACUGUUUCCUGUCAAAGUGAAGAACCGUAAAGAUCCAGUCAGCCUGACAGACCUGGUUGUCAUCCUGAUUAACAUCAUGUACCAACACCCCAAACCCCCGCACAGUGAUGCGUCACACACAGACUCAUUGUCGCCAAGCAGUCUGGUGAUGGAGCUGCUGUGGAUGUUGUGUGAGAGGACAGAAUGUGCUGCAGAGUGUCUCCAUCACACCGCUGUGAUAGAGACGCUGCUGGCUCCUGUUAUAGCUCUGCUCAAUGGACAGCAGGUCAAAUUAAAGUCUCCUGCAGCAACACUGACGCUCAUCGCUGACGUUCUGGCUCGCAUCGCAAACACUGACAGAGGAUUAGCUCUCUUCUUGUAUGAGAAGAAUCUGGUUAUAGCCCACAGUGAGAGAACCUUUGCUGCUCAUGUGAUAGUACAGUUCACCCUGAAGCUGCUGGAUAAGGAGCUUUCAUCGCCGAGUCAAUCCGACGUGUCUCAUACAUUAUGUGGAGCCUUUAUCUUCGUCUGUAGGCAGAUAUACAACACCUGUGAGGGUUUACAGGUCCUCCGACUGUACGGCCUGCACAAGGCUGUAGCUGCUGCAUGGAAAAAGACCAGUUCCUUGUCAGAAAGGGUUCUGACCCCGGUACCUGGAACCGACGCUGGAACAUCCACUCAGGAACUUCAGAACAUGCUCAUCUGGGAGGAGACGCUGUUGGACAGCCUGCUGAACUUUGCUGCAACUCCUAAAGGUCUGCAGCUGCUCCAGCAGACAGGAGCCAUCAAUGAGUGCGUCUCCUACAUGUUCUCACGCUUUACCAAGAAACUACAGGUGAGCCGCUGUGAGAAGUUUGGAUACGGGGUGAUGGUGACUCAGGUGGCAGCGACUGCUCCCGGCGUGGCGGCUUUGCACAGUUCAGGUUUCGUGCGGGCGCUGGUGCUCGAGCUCUGGUCGGCUCUGGAGUGCGGCAGCGAAGACGUCAGGGUGGUCCGUCCCAAACCGACACCCAUGGACCCCAUAGACAGGAGCUGCCUCAAGUCCUUCCUGUCCUUGGUCAACCUGCUGUCGUCCUCCCAGUCGGUGUGGGAGCUACUGGGCCAGCAGCCGUUAGCCAACAAGAGCGAGUACACCCUGAGAGAGAUGCCGACCUCCAUACCUGAUUUGAUUGACAGGCUGAUCGCCGUGAAUGCAGAUGUGAAGAUUCAUUCUCUGUUCCACUACGAACAGUCUCACACGUUCGGCCUCAGACUGCUCAGUGUGCUCUGCUGUAAUCUGGACUCCUUCCUGCUGUUGGAGAGCCAGUACAACAUCUGCUCCAUGCUGCUGCAGAGUCAGAGGGAGAACGUCAGCGAGCAGGACGCCAGUGACGGGGAGCUCAUCAUAGACAGUCUGUCGGUGGAGAGGAAUCACGUGCUGGUCCGGGUCAGUUUGGUCGGAGGUCCGUCUGAGAGGAAGCUUCCACCUCGAGCCCUGCAGGAGGGAGAAGAUCCGUACCCCUGGCCCAUGUUUUCACGGUAUCCUCUUCCUCACUGCUACACCUGCGACCCGCCGACGAUCCACCACAACUCAGCGGAUCCUGAGCUCACUACGUUUCUGGCGUCGUCUAAAGACACGAAGAACGAGGAGAACUGGAUGGAAACGUGCAGGAGACACUACCGCAGAGUCAUGACCACCAAACCCAGCAUCCUGACUGGAAAAAUGCUGGCUGACCUUCUGGAGAAGGUAGUGAACCAUCUAUCCAGCUGUGCCACAGAGUGUUUCUUCUCUCCGGCUCAGUUCAAAGCAGAAGAGAAGAGUGUGAAGAGUGCUGUAUUAUCUUCUGUGGAACAGCUGGGAAUCAACAUCUGUCUCAGGUACGGCAACUACCUCAAGCUACUCAAAGAAGAUGCUGCAGACGACCUGACGCUGCUCAUGAAGCACAUUAAGAUCUUCUUGUCCACACAAAGAGUUAAAACGUCUUCAGUGCUCAUCACUCAGCAGGAUGGUUAUCCAGGUCACGACUGGUUGGCCUCCACAGUUUUCCUCCUCAUGUGCGGAGACACGCAGCGAUCUCUACGUCUGUUACUCAGCCUGUCGUCUCUGCUCGCCUCCGCCUUCAUCUGGCCGGCGAGGAUACACGCAUCUAUCCAUGUUCCCGUGGCGGCGGCUCAGUCAGGAAUCCCUCCGGUCUACUGGUGCACAGCUCACUAUGUGGAGAUGCUGCUGAAAGCUGAAGUUCCUCUGGUUCACUCUGCCUUCAGGAUGUCUGGAUUCACUCCGUCACAGAUGUGCCUCCACUGGCUGACUCAGUGUUUCUGGAACUAUCUGGACUGGACAGAAAUCUGCCAGUACGUCUCCACCUGCGUGCUGAUGGGUCCCGACUACCAGGUUUACAUCUGUGUGGCUGUUCUCAAACAUCUGCAGCCAAACAUCCUGCAGCGCACUCAGUCCCAGGAGCUGCAGGUCUUCCUCAAGGAGGAGCCAAUCCAGGACUUCAAAGUCAGCGACUACCUGGAGUUCAUGGAGGGUCUGGAGAGCAGCUACAGGAGCGUCGUUCUCACUGACAUGAAAACUGUCUGUAACCCUGCAGAGUAACAACAUGUUCCACAAAGAAAGAUCUUUAAAUGGACUUUUGAACUUUUAAAUUACAGUAACUUCAUUACAGAUAUGUAUUUAGUACCUUUAUGUAUCCUGAACUGAAUGUUUCCUGCUGGUCAAACCGCUCAGUGAGCUCAAACCCGGCAGACGGAGAUGAAUCAGGACCUCGCCAUCAGAAUAAAUACGCUUCAGUUUGUGACGACAUUGAUGGAAAACAGAAGUUUGGACACAAAAUCACCAAAGUUCUCUGCAAGUACUCACAUACGGUGUGUGUCAUAUAAACAGCAGAAAGAAACACUAAGAACAGACAUACAUUCAUUAACAGGCUUAAAUGAUGAAACUGGUGAUAUUCUAUAUUCUUCUUAUUGUCAACAAAUCCAAUGAAAAAACCAGAACCUGAUGAAUAUCUUGUUCUCCUGCACUAUAGAUCUACUAGAAACACAUUAAAGAGCCACACUGCUGCUCUUCUGUUCCUUCAUUAUAUCAACAUGGACACUGAAGUUAAUGUCCAGUCAGUCCGACACUCGUCCUGCUGCAGAUACUCACUGAAGCACCCGAUGACAUAGCCAUAAAAACAUUUGAAGUUUUAUUGAAUGAUGAUACAAUAAAACUUCAGACUGUAACGUUGACAGAUUUCUGCUGUAUUUGACUCGUUCGGACGCCUCCUCCUGACUCAAAAACUCGUCAUUUAACAACCUCGAAGCUGCUGAAGAGGAAACAAAGGAGGGAACAGUGUGAUCAGCGGUUAAAGGAUUUGCAGAUGAUGAGAAAAAUACAGAAUAUCAUCAGAAUAUACUCGAGUGGAGUCUGUGAAAGAUUACUGAUCAAAUAGUUUAAUGUCAUUUUUCUGCUCCUGUACAAAGUUGUACAUUUACGUGACUGAACAUGAUGUGAUCAUGAACAGCUGUUGUUUAGAUUUAGAAAAUGUUUUAAUUCUGUAUUUAUUUUUUCCUACAAUGUAAAUAUGUGAAGAUCUUUUUGUAUUUGCUCAACAAGAUGUUCUUGUUCUAAGUAUUAAAAGGAGCUUUCAGUCA